CACUUGGGGGAGGAGCCUGCAACCUUUAAAAGUGGAGUGGUGUCACGUCUGAUGUGAUCCCACUGCAGGUGUUCAACAUGGCCAACUGGAUUAUUAACAAUGGCGUUACUUGUGUCACACUGGUGGUGUGGAUGGGCAUCAACAUCUUCCUCUUUGUCUGGUUUUAUCUUUUCUAUGACCUGGGAGAUCAGUUCUUUUACACGCGCCAUCUCUUAGGGUCAGCUUUGGCCUGGGCCAGGGCCCCCGCUGCCGUGCUCAACUUCAACUGCCUGCUGAUCCUCCUUCCUGUGUGUCGUAACCUGCUGUCCCUCAUACGUGGCUCACUCGUGUGUUGCAGUCGGAGCUUGAGGAAGCAGCUGGACAAAAAUAUCGACUUCCACAAGUUGGUGGCUUACACAAUUGCUCUGAUGACAGCCGUUCACGUCAUCGCCCAUCUUCUGAACGUCGAGUGGUACAACAACAGCAGACAAGGCGUUUACGAUGAGCUCAGCACGGCGCUGUCCAAUCUGGAAGACACCAAAAACACCACCUACCUCAACCCCAUUCGCAUAACAAGCCUCGAUCUGCAGCAAAUUCCCACUUAUUUUGUGUUCACCACCAUUGCCGGCAUCACGGGGGUCAUCAUCACCCUGGCCCUCAUCCUCAUCAUCACCUCUUCCAUGGAGGUCAUCCGCCGCAGCUACUUUGAGGUCUUCUGGUACACGCACCACCUCUUCAUCAUCUUCUUCGCCGGCCUUGUCAUUCAUGGUGCCGGGCGCAUUGUCAGGAGUCAGCAAGACAGCCCAUCGCACAACUUUACCAUCUGCAAAGACCGCAGCGCUGAGUGGGGGCGAAUUCCCGAGUGCCCAGUACCACAGUUUGCAGGGGGCUUUCCACAGACAUGGAUGUGGGUGAUCGGGCCAAUGAUCCUGUACCUGUGUGAGAGGCUGUUGCGUUUAGUCCGAUACUUGCAGACAGUCCGAUACCGAAAGAUCGUAAUGCAUCCGUCUAAGGUGCUGGAGUUGCAGCUAGUCAAGAGCGGCUUCAAAAUGGCCGUGGGCCAGUACGUGUUCCUCAACUGCCCGGCCAUCUCUCAGCUGGAGUGGCAUCCGUUCACCAUGACCUCGGCCCCCGAGGAGGACUUCUUCAGCGUACACAUCCGUUCGGCCGGAGACUGGACCGAAAAACUCAUCAGCAUCAUGCAGCAGCUGCCCGAGGGCGGGCAAGGGCCCAAAAUGGGUGUGGACGGGCCCUUCGGUACGGCCAGUGAGGACGUGUUCGACUACGAGGUGGCCAUGCUGGUGGGCGCGGGAAUCGGCGUCACUCCCUUCGCUUCCAUCCUCAAGUCCAUCUGGUACAAAUUCAAGGAGUCUAACCCAGUUCUGCGCACGCGAAAGAUCUACUUUUAUUGGCUGUGCCGAGAGACAAAUGCCUUCGAGUGGUUUGCCGACCUGCUACAGCACCAAGAGAGGGAGAUGGAGGAGAGGGGCAUUGGAGAUUUUCUCACCUACAAGCUCUUUCUGACCGGAUGGGAUCAGAGUCAUGCCAAUCACGCCAUGGUGCACUUUGACGAGGAGACCGACGUGGUCACUGGACUCCGACAGAAAACUCACUAUGGAAGACCCAACUGGGAUAAGGAGUUUGAACAAGUCCGCAAAGAGAACCCCUCGGCCGUGGUGGGAACAUUUUUGUGUGGCCCGUUGGCUUUGGCCAAGGUCUUGGAAAAGAAAUGCGCCAAAUACUCAGACGUGGACCCGCGCAAGACAAAGUUCUAUUUCAACAAGGAGAACUUUUAAGAUGUGGAAAAACAGAAGCAGCGAUUUCCUUGAAGCAAGACCUGUUGGGGAAUGUUGCUCAUUGCUAAUUAAGGCAGACUCACCCCCGUGUCGAAAGCACACACGCAAAAAACAAAAAACAACCUUUCAUGACAAUGCUGGGUGUGUUGCUCCACUGGUCUAUUCUCUCUUUACCACUUGGUUUUGAUUGUUUAUGCAAACAUAUUUAAGAACAGGGUUUUCUUUAUAAAAUGAGCGCGCGGUUAUUACAAAAGCCAGAAAAUUGUGUGUGAAGUCAAAGCCAGAAGUUGCAGUUUUAGUUGUAAUAGUAACAGGAUAAAGUCACGCUAUUGCAAGCAAUAAAAAUAGUCAACAUUUUAAAACAUAACCAUGUCAUCAGGGAAAGGUUUUCAUUUUUAAAGUAAUAAAAUUGCACUUGAGAAAAACAAUCAGAAUUUUAAGAUGAGAAUGUUUUAAAUGAUAAAUUCCUUACUAUUAUGAAAAAAGUAGUAUUUCUAAAAUAUAAUGAGGCAGGUGUCACAUUAUUGGGAAAAUCUAAAUUUAAAAGAUUGAGGGGAAAAAAAGUUGGAUAUUUAAAACAAUAGUCACAAUAUUCCGUAAAAGAUAAUUAGUAUAGUCCCAAUAUUACAAGAAAGGUCGAUUUAAAAAGUAUAACGACUUAAGAUACAUUGGGAAAGUGGUCAUUUAAAGAGUCAGAAUAUUACCUAACAGUGGUAAUUUAAAAAAAUAGUGACAUUUAAAAUAAAAAAGUAUUGAAAAUGAUAUACAAUCAGAAAAAAGUAAAAUAUAACAGUCGCAAUAUUACUAGGGGGGGAAAAAGCAAUUUUAAAGAGUAGUUCCCAAAAUCUGUUACGAAAAGUAAAAUUAUUGCAAUUUUAAACAAACGUAACGCUAACACAAAAAAUAUUUUUUGGCUGUGCCGCUUAAUUGAACAAUAAAAUAAAAACUUCUAAAGAAUUGCCCCAAGAGCCGUUUGGGGCCAUGAGCUUUGUUCCCUUUCACACCAGAAUUUGAAGUAGUUACUUUUUUAUUGUGUCAUGAAUGUUGCAUCAAAGUACAAUACCUCUGUAUCUUUUGCCAAAUUUUCUACUUUAGCAUUUUGACAUAUGUUCAAUGACAUGUGAAGGUAAACUUAGGCACUUUGUUUUUGUAAAUAAGAGCACUGAUUUCUAAUAAGUUUUUAAUUCAUGAUUGGACACUGGCGGUUCCUGACAGAUAAAACCAAUGAUUCACUGUGCGUGCUGUCAAAAUAGUUUUGUACAGUUCUGAGACAGAAGUAGUGCACCGGGAAAAAGGAGGCAUCAUAUGGCGUGCGCGUGCGGUUAAUGAUCUACUGAAGUCAAGAACUCAAGUUCUAUUAUUGUGUCUUUAUGCUUCUGUUAAAUAAAGAAGUGCUCAUGUUUUAA
Messenger RNA from Syngnathus acus (greater pipefish), 3181 nucleotides. It is a transcript of the gene nox1, whose product is annotated as NADPH oxidase 1. Gene Ontology annotation, molecular function: superoxide-generating NAD(P)H oxidase activity. The transcript has 13 exons. Gene Ontology annotation, biological process: superoxide anion generation; defense response. The coding region runs from base 78 to 1775 and encodes 565 amino acids. The record is from RefSeq and is a predicted model, not a curated record. Gene Ontology annotation, cellular component: plasma membrane; NADPH oxidase complex. NCBI's taxonomy places the organism in Eukaryota, Metazoa, Chordata, Actinopteri, Syngnathiformes, Syngnathidae.